Messenger RNA from Naegleria lovaniensis, 3906 nucleotides. RefSeq lists its product as uncharacterized. The record is from RefSeq and is a predicted model, not a curated record. The transcript is spliced from 3 exons. Gene Ontology annotation, biological process: microtubule-based movement; mitotic spindle organization. Gene Ontology annotation, molecular function: microtubule binding; microtubule motor activity; ATP binding. Lineage: Eukaryota; Heterolobosea; Eutetramitea; Acrasida; Naegleriidae. The coding region runs from base 1 to 3906 and encodes 1301 amino acids.
AUGAUCAAAUUGCCUCUUCAGCAUCAACAACAGCAAUUUUCAUCAUCAUUUUCACAUAGAACCGACUCGACAUUUUCUCCCAACAAUGCAACUACUAAAACCUGUUCAUCCCCAUCCACCACAACAUCCAAGAUGAUGAACAAGGUACGAGUUGUUUCUCGUGUUCGUCCAUUACUCUCCGAUGAAUUUGAAAAAUCCAACUUUAAAACAUGCCGAGUGGCUUCUAGUAGUAAUAGUAGCACUACCACAAGUAGUAUGGUCAAUGAUACUCCUAAAUCACCUCCUCAUAAUCUCGUCUUUAUGAAAGAUCCAAGAAAUCCCGGAGAUGAAAUUAAAUUUGAAUUUGACUCGAGUUAUGAUGAAGAGGCUACACAGAAUGAAAUCUUUCAACAUGAAAUUCUACCCAUAUUACCAUCCCUCUUUGAAGGUAUAAACACGACUGUAUUUUGUUAUGGAAUGACCGGAAGCGGCAAAACAUUUACCAUGCAAGGAGGAGAAACGGUUGAAAACAUGGGAAUUAUUCCACGUGUGGUUCAACAAUUACUCUUUCAAGUUUCCAAUCGGCACUACAAUGAAUCAGAAUGUAAACUCUCCAUGUCCUAUCUUGAAAUUUAUAACGAGAAGGUCCAUGAUUUACUUGUCGUUCCUUCUUCAUCCAAAAUUUCAUCUUCUCCUUCUUCUUCUUCUUCUUCAACAACAACAACAACAAUAACUCCAUCAUCUCUUGUAGAUAACACUUCAUCCUCCUCCCCUGCUUUUAAAGAUCUCCCCCUUCACGAAGAUAAAAACAAGAACAUCAUUGUGAAAGGACUUGGUUCCAAAACCAUCUCAACCUACGAUGAAUUUUGUGAAUGGUUCUAUCAAGUGGGUAUGAAGAAUCGUAAAGUAGCUUCCACAAAACUCAACGAUCGAUCUUCACGUUCCCAUGCCAUUCUCACUCUCACCGUCAAGAAGAAGGAUGAAAAAACAGGUCAAUGGUUCACUGGAAAAAUCAAUCUCAUUGAUUUGGCAGGCUCAGAAGACAAUAGAAAAACCGGUAAUACUGGUACUCGACUUACUGAAUCGAGUAGUAUCAACACCUCUCUUUUCAGCUUGCGUAAAGUUGUGGAUCAACUCAAUUCAGGCACCCAAAAAGUUUCAUAUCGAGACAGUAAACUCACUCGACUCUUGCAAGAUUCAUUGGGAGGUAAUUCUCAAGCCAUCAUGAUUAUUAACAUUUCUCCCUAUACUGAACAUUAUAUGGAUACCUUCAAAUCUCUACGUUUUGGAAUGAAAUCUCAAUCCAUUGUAAAUAAGCCAACCAUUCAUACUAGUUAUUUCGAGAAUGAGGAAGAACGAGCAAAGCUUGAAAACAUGGCAAAUAUUGGAUAUGGGGCAGAUCGAGAGACUCAACUCAAACUUCUUCAACUCGAGAAGGAGAAGCAUUUGAUGCAACGUAAAAUUGGUGUUCACACUUCGAAAAGUCUCUCAUAUUCGGAUUUGAUUCAAGUCGCUACGAAUUUUGCAACGAAAGAGGAUUUGGAAAGAGCUCAAGCAGAUUUGAGACAAGGAUUGUUGGAUCCAAUGUUGAUCAAAAAGAGUAUUUCAUUACAGGAUGAAAUUCUCGAUCGAUUGGCAAAAUUGGAACAUUUUGCAUUGACUCAACAAGGGAGUUCUGUUGCCUUACCAAAUUUACAGAGCAUUCAAACAGAACUUGGUCACAAUUCACCACAGAUGCAAUCUUCUCCUCUUGCACAACUCGAUGACAUUUUGGACAUGAAAAAGAGACUUUAUUCCAUACUGUCAGAGAUUGAUUCCAAGAGCUCCUCUCCGCCACCUUUGAAUACUCAGUCUUCUUCUCCGUUUUCUAAUAAUACUCCAACAUGGUCAUCAACAAGCUCAACAACACCUUCUUCCAGCAAGUUAGAGAACAACACUUUGAGCCAUGACAAGUUGUCGUAUUCAACACCACGAUCUGCCCAAUCAUCAGCCACUCCUUCAAGUCGCAGAAGUAACACCUUACCCACACCACCUCUCUUUUCCAAAACUAAGACCACUAAGACAACUCUUAUUGGAUCGACCUCAACCACUCCACUUCACUCUUCUCCAAACAAACCCUUUUUUCAACCUCCCAAAAUUCGUGCUCAAAAAAGUUUCGAAAAGCCAAAUCUCAUUGGUAAAGUGACCACUCCUCUCAAAUCUUCCGUAACCUCAACAACCUCAACAACCUCAACGCCAACAACAGCUUUGAAAGAAGUUUCAUCAUUGAAAAAAUCACAAGUUUCUACUACUACUACUCCUGCAGGAACUCUCGCUCGUACACCACUCGCCAAUAUUACGAACCACACCACCACCACUACGACGACGAAUGGAGCAAUGAUGCGUUUGACUACGACGCCUUCUCCUUCAGCUUCAACAUGUACGAUUGGAAAGGCAACAACGAGUAAGGUAACACCAAGAAAAGUAUUCGCGGAUACACCAAAACAAAAUCAGGCCAUAGUGUUGGAAAAGGCAUCCUCUUUGGAACAUUUGAAACUAAAGCACAAACCAAGUAAGAAACCCUUGUCAUCCUUAACAACACCGACAACAAUGAAAAGUAGUUCUACCGCCACCACACCUCCUUUGUCAGUGAAUCAUCAUCAGAAACAAGUAGCAUCUGCCUCUAGCAAUAAGCCAAAUUCUCUCGAUUUUAACAUGACAGUCGGUUCCAUUUCUCCAAUUAAGAAUCGGGACCAUGUCUUGAAGGACAUGACACUUCUCUUUCCUGAGAAUCACAAUAUUCAACAAAUAUUGUCGAGUCUUGAUCAUGUAACUACGGAUGACCUAUUUCCAAAGAGCUCUACCGAAAUCAAGACGUGUGAAACUGGCUCAUGUGAAGGUAUCAAGCAACCAACGGAUGAGAAUUCAAACUUGAAAGAAUCUAAUUGUAAAAACCAACAGGUACAAAUCCCAACGAACACUCAAGUCGAAUUAGUUCUAUCUACAAAAAAUCCCUCAAUCAAGAGAAAACGAUUCGAUUCAGAUGAUGAAAGCAAAGAAUGUACAGCUUCAUUGGAGAAGGCAUAUACCGAUGACGACAAUCGCAAAAACAAGGUUCUGAUCAAUGAGGACAACAUGGCAAUUCCAACAGGUAAGGCAAGCAGCACUCGAGCUUUAAAAACCACUCGGAAAAAAGUGACCAUCAAAGAAAGUGAUGAAGAAGAGCAAGAUAAUACCUCUUCAGAUACUGAAGAAAAACAUAACACGUUCAAACCCAAGCUCACAAGAAGGAGAGAAAAGAAAUCGAAUCGUGUUUGUAAAAUUUAUGAUAAUGUACUUCUUCUCGAGAAGAGUGAAUUUGCUUUUGUCUCUCCUCCAAUGGAAGGCAGUGGUGUGGCAACAGACAAGUCCAGGGACAACAAGUUUUCACUUGCACGAGAAUAUAUCAAACAAGCCAAUACUCUCAAAAAAGAAGGAAAUCUUGAGAAUGCUCUCGAACUAUUCGAAAAGGCUUUACAACUCAUACCAAGUAAUGAAAAGUUAAAGCAAAAGAUUGCCAAACUCGAAAAUGCUCUUAAGAAUUCUAUGGUCUUGACUGGAGAAGAAGAAGAAUUUCAAUUUAAUGAUGACAAGGAUGAUGUUGAAAUGGUCGAUUCCAUGUCACAACAACAAGAAUCAUCGAAUGACACCGACAAGUUGUCAAGAAGCGAUACCACCACAAAUGAAAAAUCCACACAAGACAAAUUACUUGAUUACCUUAAUGACACCAAUAAUGGAAUGAAGCAACUCAAGAAACUUGCCACCAUUGGAGACAAGAAGGCAGAGAAAAUUAUGGAAUGUCGACCUUUCAAAACCAUUUCAGAAUUAUCGAGAAUUGGAUUUGGAGAGAAGGGCAUUACAACCUUCAUUGAAAAGAAUGAAAAAUUCAUUUCUGAAUUGGAUGAGUGA